CCUCAACCUUCCAUUAUUCCCCGAUUUCCUCACAUUUCCUCCCCUUUUCCUUUAAUCCUUCACCAACGCCGCCAUGUCUGCAGGAACUCCCGCUCUGCUUGAGAACGCUGACCAACCAGAGUCCCGUUCGCCGUCGCCAGCUGGCAGUGAAGUUCUCACCCUUCGUUCGCUAGUUUCCACCAAGGAUGCAGGUGUCAUCAUUGGCAAGGCCGGUAAAAACGUCGCAGAGCUGCGCGAGGCGACGGCCGUAAAGGCAGGGGUUAGUAAGGUCAUCCCAGGUGUGCAUGAACGGGUGCUCACUGUGACCGGCUCCGUUGAGGGUGUGGCAAAGGCGUAUGCCAUGAUUGUCAACCAGCUAUCUUCCACGAGCGCCACGUCCCCCGUGUCGCCCACCCCAUCCUCUUCACAGUCGUCGAUCCGCCUCCUUAUCUCGCACAACCUCAUGGGUAGUGUCAUUGGUCGUAGCGGCCUUAAGAUCAAGGCUAUACAGGAUAGUUCCGGUGCACGCAUGUUUGCGCAGAAAGAAAUGCUCCCUCAGUCGACCGAACGCAUAGUCGAGGUCCAUGGCUCCGCGGAAUCUAUCGGCCGAGCCAUCGAGGACAUCGGUCGUGCGCUCCUGGAGGACUGGGACCGUGCCACUGGGACUGUCUACUUCCACCCCGGAGCUGCCGAUGAACGUUCAGGACGCCGGCCAGGCCAGCAGAGCCGGCGUUCAAAUGGUGAUGCGCCUCGCGAUCGCGGUUCACCAUCUCCUAGUUCGCCCUCUGCCCAGCCGAGCAACUUACGUACUCAGAACAUCUCCAUUCCGUCAGACAUGGUCGGAUGCAUCAUCGGCCGUAAUGGCACGAAGAUUACCGAAAUCCGUCGCCUCUCGGGUUCCAAAAUCUCGAUCGCCAAGGAGCCUCAUGAUGAGACGGGAGAGCGCAUGUUCACCAUCGUCGGUACUCCCGAAGCAAACGAGAAGGCGCUAUUCCUGUUGUACAAUCAGCUUGAAAGCGAGAAGGAACGACGUGUCGGCCGCGAGCAGAUGCAGCAAGAUGAGCUGCAAGACUAGGCUCUUCGCUUCAGGAUGUCUAUCCAGGCCCUAAGAGGUAGCACGGACGACAGGCGACGAAGAGCUCGCCUCCCCGCAGUCCGCGAAGUCGACACUUCUGCUCACAAGACCCCUUCAAGCCGUUCGAUGCCCCUCCGCACCCAUACUUCCACGUAUCCUCGUCCUCUUCUGACCGCUACUCCCUACCUGCAAGAUAAAAGCGCAAACCGAUCUCUCUCUUCUAAGUCAAUCCCCUUUCUUGGCCCACUCCUGUCCCUUCUCCGCCAUUCGUUCCCCAACUCCUCGACUUUACCCGACAUACGAUGACGCUGUUGUCUCUGCCUGUCAAGGUGCCUCUAACUUAUCCUAGUGCCGACUAGACUGUCAUGGACGCUUAUAAAAAGUAACGUCUAGCCUAAUUGCAGUUCAUUGCUUCGUAUCUACAUGUAACAGCAGUACAGCGCAAAUCGAGUUGCUUUCGUUGAG
Molecule: messenger RNA, 1519 nt
Organism: Phanerochaete carnosa HHB-10118-sp
Lineage: Eukaryota; Fungi; Basidiomycota; Agaricomycetes; Polyporales; Phanerochaetaceae
Exons: 3
Coding region: 74-1054 (326 amino acids)
Biological process (GO): 3'-UTR-mediated mRNA stabilization
Cellular component (GO): cytoplasm; nucleus
Molecular function (GO): mRNA 3'-UTR AU-rich region binding
Source: RefSeq, a predicted model, not a curated record